AAAGGGGGAGCUGCCCCCCGCCUCGUGCCCCGGCUCCCCCCGCCGCACCAAGCCCGGAGCUGCCGCCCGCACCGAGCCCGCUACCUGCCCGCCCGCGGGAGAAGCCCAGAAGCCACUUCCUGCACCCUGGGAGGAUGGAGGUCCUGCAUCUCCUGCGCCUGCUUCUCACCACUGCCAUGCUGGGCCUCUCACAGACUGUGAACCCCUUCGUGGCCCAGCAGAACCCCCCAGACCCCUGCUACGAUGAGAAUGGUGCUCCUCGCCGCUGCAUCCCCGAAUUCGUCAAUGCCGCCUUCGGGAAGGAGGUUCAAGCCUCCAGCACAUGCGGGAAGCCCCCAACACGGCACUGCAAUGCCUCGGACCCCCGCCGAGCCCACCCACCUACCUACCUGACUGACCUCAACACUGCCUCCAACAUGACCUGUUGGCGCUCAGAGACCCUCUACCACUCACCCCAGAACGUCACUCUGACCCUUUCCCUCGGCAAGAAGUUUGAGGUGGUCUAUGUAAGCCUCCAAUUUUGCUCACCCCGGCCCGAGUCCACUGCCAUCCUCAAGUCCAUGGACUAUGGCAAGACCUGGGUGCCCUACCAGUACUACUCCUCCCAGUGCCGUAAGAUCUAUGGCAAGCCCAGCAAAGCCACUGUCACCAAGCAGAAUGAGCAGGAGGCCCUCUGCACCGAUGGCCUCACCGACCUUUACCCCCUCACUGGUGGGCUCAUUGCCUUCAGCACCCUUGAUGGGCGACCCUCCGCCCAGGACUUUGACAGCAGCCCUGUGCUCCAGGACUGGGUGACGGCCACCGACAUCCGCGUGGUCUUCAGCCGCCCCCAUCUCUUCCGGGACCUAGGCAGCCGAGAUGCUGGUGAGGAGGAUGGGGGCACUGGCUCAACCCCUUAUUACUACGCAGUGGGGGAGCUGCAGGUCGGUGGGCGCUGCAAGUGCAACGGGCACGCGGCACGCUGCAUCAAAGACAAGGAGCAGAAGCUGGUGUGUGACUGCAAGCACAACACAGAGGGUCCCGAGUGUGACCGCUGCAAGCCCUUCCAUUACGACCGGCCCUGGCAGCGGGCCACCGCCCGCGAGGCCAAUGAGUGUCUGGCCUGCAACUGCAACCUGCAUGCCCGGCGCUGCCGCUUCAACAUGGAGCUCUACAAGCUGUCGGGCAGGAAGAGUGGUGGUGUCUGCCUCAACUGCCGGCACAACACAGCGGGACGGCACUGCCACUACUGCAAGGAGGGCCUUCUAGGGGACCUCAGCAAGUCCAUCACGGACCGCAAGGCCUGCAAAGCUUGCGACUGCCACCCUGUUGGCGCAGCCGGCAAGACCUGCAACCAGACAACGGGGCAGUGCCCAUGCAAGGACGGCGUGACCGGACUUACCUGCAACCGCUGUGCCAAGGGCUACCAACAGAGCCGCUCACCAGUGGCCCCCUGCAUCAAGAUCCCUGCCAUUAACCCCACCUCCCUGGUCACCAGCACGGAAGCGCCUGCAGACUGUGACUCCUACUGCAAGCCAGCCAAGGGAAACUACAAGAUUAACAUGACCAGAUACUGCAGGAAGGACUAUGUGGUCCAGGUGAACAUCCUGGAAAUGGAGACAGUGGGAACGGGCAAGUUCACCAUCAACAUCCUUUCCGUCUACAAGUGCCGUGAUGAGCGGGUCAAGCGUGGUGACUAACUCUUGUGGAUCCACCUGAAAGACCUGUCCUGCAAAUGCCCCAAGAUCCAGAUCAGCAAGAAAUACUUGGUCAUGGGAAUCAGUGAAAACUCCACUGACCGACCAGGACUGAUGGCUGACAAGAACAGCCUAGUCAUCCAGUGGAGGGACGCCUGGACACGCCGCCUUCGGAAACUGCAGCGGCGGGAGAAGAAGGGGAAAUGUGUGAAGCCCUGAGGGGUUCUCCACC
Messenger RNA from Cuculus canorus (common cuckoo), 1908 nucleotides. It is a transcript of the gene NTN3, whose product is annotated as netrin 3. The record is from RefSeq and is a predicted model, not a curated record. Gene Ontology annotation, molecular function: protein binding. Lineage: Eukaryota; Metazoa; Chordata; Aves; Cuculiformes; Cuculidae.